CUGAGCUGUUGACGCACACCACAGUACUCUAGUUAAAAUACUUAAACCUGUGCUUUCAUCAGAGGAAACUUCAGCAGAAAUCCUCACUACAGCAGCAGAAGAAAAUGCCUCUGCUCGACUUGUUUGGAUUCUGGCUCUCUGUCUUCCUCUGCAGCCUCCCAGUGACCACAGGUCAGUCAAAUCUGAUUUGUUCGUCUCAACCAAUCGUAGCUCUCGCUGGUGAUGAUGUUGUCCUACCAUGUCGCCUUGAUCCUCCCACCACUGCCACUUUCAGGGCAGUGGAGUGGACCAAACCUGGUUUAGACCCAGACUACGUCCAUGUCCACCAAGAUGGCCGACUGGCGUAUCAGGGUCAGAACCCUCAGUUUAAAUACCGCACGACUCUGUUUCUGGAUCAGCUGAUCAACGGAAACGUCUCCCUGAAACUCCUCAGAGUGAAAGUCUCUGAUGCAGGAAAAUACAGAUGUUUCAUUCCUUCAUUGUGGAAGGAAGCUUUCAUCCAAGUCACCGUUGGUCAGUCACACAAGGAUUUCUUCAUAGCUUCUUCCUCUGGUUGUACAGCCUCUAUCGUCCUUUGUGUGCUGUUUGGCGUCAUGUUAGUCUUGGCAGUCAGCUUUAUUGUCUGGAAAUGGAGACAGAACAAAUCUGGUGAGCAAAAACCAUAUUUGACUUUUUUAAUAAUGCGUUUUUCUAUCAAUCAAACUUAUGAGACAACAAGUUUAACAGUUCUGUAUAACUCUGCUAAACCACAGGAGUCAGUAACAGCACGGAGCAGCAGAGUUUGA
Messenger RNA from Centropristis striata (black sea bass), 785 nucleotides. RefSeq names its product myelin-oligodendrocyte glycoprotein-like. The record is from RefSeq and is a predicted model, not a curated record. NCBI's taxonomy places the organism in Eukaryota, Metazoa, Chordata, Actinopteri, Perciformes, Serranidae. The coding region runs from base 105 to 785 and encodes 226 amino acids. The transcript has 5 exons.